UUUAAAAAAGAUUGGAUGCAAAAUGUUGUUCAAAAUAUUUGGCCUUUUCUUUAUAAUAAAUACAUUAUUUUCUUUAUCUGAGGCAAUUCACCUAUCCGAACAUAAUGAAACGAAUUUAUUUGUUUCAAUUAGUUCCCAAUUAUCGAAGCUGAGGACGGAGCUGGAACAUCAGGGAAACUUUAUGGAUGGACUUGUUAAGGCGAUGGAUCUUGCACUUCUCAAGGCGGAGCAGGACAGACAGGGGAAGUUGAUAGAUGAACUUGUUAAGGAUCGCCAAGGAAAGUUAAUAGAUGGAUUAGUUAAGGCGACAGACAUUCAGUUUAUUAGGGAGGAGCUGGAACAACUGAAAAAAGAUACAGCUGUUAAAGAUUCGGAUAUGAAAUCCCUUAGAGCAGAGCUAGAACGACAAAAUAAUGAUCUACUUAAGAAAGAAUUGGAUUUUCAGUCGCUUAGAACUGAAAUUCAAUCACUCAGAGUGGAGCUAGAAGAUCAGAAGAAAGGAGGCAUUGAUAAGGAAUCAGAUAAAUACAAUUUAAGCCCUAUACCACGCAUUUGUUCCGAGGCCAAGACAAGUGGGAUCUACAACAUACUUCUCUCAAAUAUAAACAGUCAACCAUUUAAAGUUGCCUGCGAUGCGGAAACUCGGGGAGGGGGAUGGACUAUCAUCUUGAGAAGAAUGGACGGGACUGUGGAGUUCAAUCGCAACUGGACUGAAUACCAAAAGGGAUUUGGGGAAGUGAGUGGAGAAUUCUUUUUGGGGUUAGACAAAAUCCAUGAGUUGACGGCGGAGAGAAAACAAGAGUUGCUUGUGAUUCUCGAGGACUUCGAAGGAGUUGAGAAAUUUGAGACAUACGAUGAAUUUGCAAUUGGCGACGAGAAUCAGCAAUAUAUCUUACACACUUUGGGUGUAGCCAAUGGAACUGCUGGAGAUUCCUUUUCAAAACAUAUGGGCAAGAAGUUCAGCACAUUUGAUCGGGAUAAUGAUCUCCACCCAGAGGUACACUGUGCCAACUUACUCACUGGCGGAUGGUGGUACCACGAUGGCUGUCACUGGAGCAAGUUGACGGGAAUUUACAAGGACUACAUAUGGCAAAGGCAUCAAUUGGUACGAUUUUCAUGGUUUUAGUUAUUCCCUUAAGAGAGCGGUUAUGAUGAUACGGCCAAAAAAGUGAAUACUGAACAUUCACUACAUGGAAAACUAUUCCAUUCUUUAAUUU
Drosophila innubila is the source of this 1217-nucleotide messenger RNA. RefSeq names its product techylectin-5A-like. The record is from RefSeq and is a predicted model, not a curated record. The transcript is spliced from 3 exons. The coding region runs from base 23 to 1126 and encodes 367 amino acids. Lineage: Eukaryota; Metazoa; Arthropoda; Insecta; Diptera; Drosophilidae.